AUAGUUGUCCUCUCCCAUCCCGCAACAACAAUAGUGCCCUGGUUCCCCGCCACGCUUCUCGACGCCGCUCGUCUCCUUCGGUUUUCGCCUUCUUUUCAUCUCCUCGCGUGUUUCUGCUCUUCUCUGAUCUCUCUUCCCAACUCCUUCUUGACCGUUGUCGCUCUCGCUCGUGCAACACAAACCGCAAUGGCGGCCGAGAAGCUCGUCACCUCCGUGGACUUCGAGGACGACACGAUCACCGCCACCGUCACGUCCUCCGGCGACGCCGUCAAGGCCUGGCUCCGCCAGAUCCGCUACGUCUACCGCUGGGUCUACCACAAGCUCAUCGUGGGGCUGGACGUCGAGUGGCGCCCCAGCUACGGCCGCGCGCAGAAUCCCGUCGCGCUCCUGCAGCUCAGCGUCGGCCGCCGCUGCCUCGUCUUCCAGCUCCUCCACGCCGACUUCGUCCCGCGGGCCCUCCACCGCUUCCUCGCCAACCCGGACUUCCGAUUCGUCGGCGUCGGCGUGCAGGACGACGCCGGCCGCCUCAGCGACGACUACGGCCUCGAGGUCGCCAACGCCGUCGACCUGCGCGACCUCGCGGCCGACGAGAUGCGCAGGCCGUGGCUCCGCCAGGCCGGGCUCAAGGACGUCGCGGGCGUCGUCAUGGGGGCCAACCUCCAAAAGCCGCGUAGGGUCACGAUGGGGCCGUGGGACGCCUGCCGCCUCUCCCAAGAGCAGAUCCAGUACGCCUGCAUCGACGCCUUCGUCUCCUUCGAGGUCGGCCGGAAGCUCCUCACAGGCGACUACUCCUCCGACGAAGAGGAGAACUACUGAGGGAUCAGUCUAGGAAGAAGCAAGAGAAAUAUGUAAAAUGGAAGCUAAAAAAGAAGGCGACAUUGCAAGGAAUUGACCUCGAGAGAGGGAGGUUGAGGCUUGCGAGACAAAUGGAGUUGGGGAUUAUGUCGCGGGACAUGAAGAAAAUGGUUGAUCGGCAUGAAGAAAAUGAUCAACGAGCGCAAUAAUGAAGGCGUUUGAUUCAUUGAUGUACCCCAUAUCUAUGUAUGAAUUGGUAUAACUUUAUUUUGGCAAGUAAUGAAUUGUUAAAUUGCUGUUUAUUUGUAUCCUCGAAUUGUUGAAUUAUUGAUGAAUUUAUGUUA
This is a messenger RNA of Triticum urartu, 1139 nucleotides long. Its product is annotated as 3'-5' exonuclease. Gene Ontology annotation, biological process: nucleobase-containing compound metabolic process. Lineage: Eukaryota; Viridiplantae; Streptophyta; Magnoliopsida; Poales; Poaceae. The record is from RefSeq and is a predicted model, not a curated record. Gene Ontology annotation, cellular component: cytoplasm; nucleus. Gene Ontology annotation, molecular function: nucleic acid binding; 3'-5' exonuclease activity.